AUGGGCGCCCUUGAACGUUUUCGCCUGGUUUUGGCACCCCCAAUGUUUCUUGAAUCACUCGAUGGUUUUUGGCUAGAGGAGCGUUUCUUUUCAGGCUUAGGUUGUUCUUCCAUUAAAGGAAUCCUUGCCGUUUUUGUGUUGUCAUCUUCAUCUGCCCUCACAUAUUGGCUUUUCUUCACAGGUAACCUCAGCGUAGGCUUCUCUGGUGGAACCUUGCUUACCAGAGACACCUCUGUUUCACUUGUCCGCCUUUGUGGCUCUGACACACGGCUAGUUCUACCGUACUUCCGUGGUUGUUUUUGCAUUUGUUUUUGCCGAUAAACACUGGUAUAAGAAGAUCUGGCCGUCGGUUCGUCAUAUAUCGACCUCAUUGUCGUAUCGACGGAGCUUCGUGAUGUUCGAGAAGUCUUGUCAGUUCUAAGAUCAACGCAACUUAUGUCUCGGCGAAUGGUCUGGCAAUGAUCGGUCCAGGGAACACGCAAAUUCGGUGCCCAUUCCAAUACUAACGGCCCUCUAAGAUGA
This is a messenger RNA of Haemonchus placei, 522 nucleotides long. The record is from the annotation of a GenBank genome assembly. Lineage: Eukaryota; Metazoa; Nematoda; Chromadorea; Rhabditida; Trichostrongylidae.